Heterobasidion irregulare TC 32-1 is the source of this 1785-nucleotide messenger RNA. RefSeq lists its product as uncharacterized. The record is from RefSeq and is a predicted model, not a curated record. Gene Ontology annotation, molecular function: protein binding. Lineage: Eukaryota; Fungi; Basidiomycota; Agaricomycetes; Russulales; Bondarzewiaceae. The coding region runs from base 1 to 1785 and encodes 594 amino acids. The transcript is spliced from 3 exons.
AUGCUCGCCGCACGCCAACCCUCUGUCCUCCGCGACCGCCAGAACGAUCCCUCAAGCCCGCACCCAGCCCCAGCCCCAGCCCCAGCAGCCCGCAAGAUCGCCCGCGUCCCCGUCCCUCCCCUCAUACCCGUCUCCCAGAGCGCCCCGCCGCCGCCGCCGCCCCCUGCGCCUGCUCCCGCGCCCAGCACCCGAGUCCUGCUCGACAACGUCUGCCUCGCCGACGAGGGCUUCAUGCGCUGGAGCGCCCAGCGCUACAUCGCGCCCUCCAUGCCAGACACCUACGACCGCGCCCGCGCCCCCGCACACGACACCCUCAUCCACGACAUCCGCUUCUCCGGCGGCCGCGUCAAGUGCGUCGCCCUCCUCGCCCGCGACACCCUCGCCCUCCUCCCCACCGAGCCCAUCCCGCUCCCGCCUCCUCCCCCUCCCCCUCCCCCGCCCCCGCUCCCCUCCGCCCCGCUCCCGCCUCCUCCCCCUCCCCCUCCCCCGCCCCCGCUCCCCUCCGCCUCCGGCGACGCGGGCCUGCCCUUCAAGCUCUCGCUCUCCCCAGGCACCGGCCUCGGCCUCUUCGCAACGCGCCCCCUCGCCCCCGGCCACCUCCUCCUCCGCGAGCCCCCGCUCCUCCUCGUCCCCCUCGUCAUCCCCCUCGCCGCCCCGCCCACCCGCGGCCUCUCCAAAGCCCACAUCUUCCGCGCCCUCUUCGCGCGCCACGACGCGCGCACCCGCCGUCUGCUGCUGAGCCUCGCGAACGCGAAGCCCGCCGGGACGUGCUCGCAAGAGGAGGGCAUCGUGCGCACGAACGGCAUCGGCGUCGACCUGCGCACCAGCGCGCCCUCAACCACGCCCGUGCCCUCCAGCACUACCGCCGCCGCCGCGACGAGCGCGACGAGCGCGACGCACAACGGCCUCUUCCUCAUCACGAGCCGCGCGAACCACAGCUGCAGCCCCAACGCCGCCUACACCUGGCACCCCGCCCUCCUCACGCUCUCCCUCGCCGCCCUGCGCCCCAUCCGCGCCGGCGAGGAGAUCACGAUCGCGUACACGACCCUCACCGCCCCCGCGGCCUCGCGCCGCGCGACCCUGCGCGCGGCGUUCCAUUUCGCGUGCGCGUGCGCGCGCUGCGGGGCACGGCGCACGGAGGAGCAGGUGCUGGUGAGCGACCAGAAUAGGAUCGAGCUGGAUCGGUGGCGCGGGCGCGAUGAGCGCGACGGGGAGCUCGGGAUCGGGAUCGGGCUCGUCGACGCGGGCGCGCGCUUAGGCUCGGGCUCACGCCGCGCCGAGGGUGAGGCCAGCAGCAGGGCGAGCAGGGCCGCGGCGGUCCGGCGCGCGCUUGGCGCGCACGUGCGCGCGCUGGAGAUGCUCGAGGCGGAGGGGCUCUAUGCGCUGCGCGCGGCGCACUGCGAGGCGGUGGCGCGCGCGUGGGGGGCGUUGGGGGAGCGCGGGGCGUUUGUGGUGUGGGCGGGGAGGGCGGGGCGGGAGUGGGCGGGGGCUGUUUUGGGGGACGGGGGGGACGCGGAGGAGAGGGCGCGGAGGGUGCGGAUGUGUGAGGGGUGGGCGGGGGAGCCGGAGGGGUUUGAGUGUUGGGGGAGUGCGUACGCGGGGUCGGUGACGCGCCCCUGGGUGCUCUUCUGCCCUCUUUGCAACGUCGUGCCGUACGUACGGAGCAGGGAACGCAGGGCUCAGAGCGCCACACUUCAUGCGCAGAUGCGUGUUCUUCGAGCAUCCCUCGACCGCGACUCCCCCAGAGCCGGACCUAUUGCAGCCUACCGUCAGAUCGCCACCUGA